Messenger RNA from Rhinocladiella mackenziei CBS 650.93, 855 nucleotides. RefSeq lists its product as uncharacterized. The transcript has a single exon. The record is from RefSeq and is a predicted model, not a curated record. Bases 1 to 855 code for a protein of 284 amino acids. NCBI's taxonomy places the organism in Eukaryota, Fungi, Ascomycota, Eurotiomycetes, Chaetothyriales, Herpotrichiellaceae.
AUGACCUUUUCGGCCGCCGAGCGUCUCGAAGCAGAACUUUCACUGCUCUCAGCAAUGUACCCUUCAACAUUGACUUUCACGCCACAGUGUCGAGAAGUCAACUAUACAUCCAUCAUUUCGUCGAAGAGCACCAUGACACUCCGACUACCGGACCAGUAUCCGGAACAAGGACUUCCAGAGCUGAUUUCAGCGCGAGAUGGGCCUACGAAGAGCGACGUGCGCGACGAGACAAGGCGAGCAAUUGAGAUGUUAGGCUUGGAGAAAGGAUUUGAGAUUCUCGAUCAGAUCAUUAAUGUGUUUGAGGAAGUGGUUUCUUCGAGAGAGGACACGGCGGCGGCUGAAACGCAAGGUGACAAAGUCCCAAACCCGGUUUCUACCCCAGGUCAAUCUCAUCCCAAGUCGAAGACGGUGAUCAUAUGGCUCCAUCACCUUCUUGCAACGUCGAAGCGGAAACUGGCUAUUACUCCUACCACCACCAGCACCGCUAGAUCUACAUCUGGAAUCUCAUCAUCGCGAACCAUCUCCGGCAUCACGAAACCAGGAUACCCUGGUAUCCUGCUCUUCUCGGGCCCCAGCGACCUGGUCAACGCGCAUGUUCACGAGCUUAAAACCUUGAACUGGCGGGCAUUUCAGAUCCGAUAUGACUCGUCUGAAGAUACUCCGACUACGAAGGUGCCGUCGACAUCUAGGCUCGAGCCAGAAAGGGAUGGCGAAAAGGGAAAUGGAAAUAUGGAAUGGGAAUUCUCGCACGGCAGAGGCAAAAUUGUCGAAGUCGAGACCAUGGCUGACGUCGUAAAGGGGAUCGUGAGCGAAAGGAAUCGAGAGAUCUUCCUCCGGGCCGCAGGCGUGAAGUGA